AUGCAGAGGGUGCAUGCGGUGCAAGCAGCGGAGGAUGUGUGUUCCGUCUGCGACAGUACGCACAACGUAAACAAGUGUGAAGUGCUGAAGCAAAUGACAGUGUCCGACAGAAUGGAGAUGACAAAAAAGCGCAACCUGUGCUUCAAUUGCCUGAAGCGCGGCCAUCGUGUUGUCAGCGGAUGCGGUAAGAGGCACCACACCUUACUGCAUUUUGAAGAAGUUUCGUCGGAGCAGCCGGUUCCAAUUAGAAGCGCCGCGGAGCAGCAGGAAGAUGUUGCGCCGCAGUUGACUCCGUCGAUAUCCGGUAUCAGCAUCGCAAUGCCAUCACAACGAGUUCACGAAAAGGAGAUUUUACUUUCGACUGCGAUUGUGGAGCUGCAAGAUUCUAGCGGAUCGUAUCAUCUGUGUCGAGCCCUAUUGGAUUCGGGGUCGCAGUCCAGCUUUGUCACCGAAAGCGUCGUCCGGCGUUUGCGGCUGUGGCGGGAACGAGUUCGAGCUCCUGUCACCGGAAUCAGUGGAAAUAGGCGUGUCGUUUCACAUCAAGCCGUGGCGCAAAUCAAGUCCAUGUACAGCGAAGCAUCCUGGACUCUCGACUUCCUAGUGGUUCCGCACGUUACUGGAUGUCUGCCGGCUCGGAAGAUCGACAUUGACCAGUGGCAGAUACCAUCGGAGUUGCUGCUGGCGGAUCCAAGGUUUAGUGUUCCAGCCAAGGUGGACAUGCUCAUAGGAGCGGAACUGUUUUUUGAGUUGCUGUUAAUGGACCGUCUGAAGCUCAACGAUUGUCAAGCGAUGCUGUGGAAAACAAAGCUGGGAUGGAUCGUGAGCGGAGCAUUUCCAAGCAUCCAGCGAACAGUAUUAGCUGCGUCCCACAUUGCGUAUCUGGAAUCACCGGAGUCGAACCUGGAGGGUCUAGUACAACGAUUCUGGGAUCAGGAGGAAGUUGGAGGAACGGCGGUGUCAAGCACAGAAGAUCAGCAAUACUUGGAGCAUUUCACCAAAACCCAUCGACGUGAAGAAGGGCAUUUCGUGGUCCGAUUGCCUUUUCGAGACAACGUGAACCAGCUUGGAGAAUCUCGUGCCAUAGCAGAGAGGCGUUUCUAUCAAUUGAAGAAGAAGCUCAACCUGAACCCCGACCUCAAGCUACAGUACUCCGCCUUUAUAAACGAGUACAUUAGUUUGGGACACUGUGUGAAGGUCAAGGACAAUGGUAGUACUGGGUUCUUCCUACCGCACCACGCCAUUUUGAAGCCAUCGAGUUCAUCUACCAAAUUGCGUGUGGUGUUCGAUGCAUCCGCACGAUCGGAUACCAAUGUCUCAUUGAACGAUGUGCUGAUGAACGGACCGACGAUCCAGGACACCCUAGCAGCUAUAGUACUACGCUCUCGGAAAUACAAGUUUUUGUUCUCCGCCGACGUCAUCAAGAUGUUCCGUCAGGUGCGGGUAGACGACAGAGACACCAGUUUCCAGAAGAUACUGUAUAGAGACGAUCCAAACACCAAACUGGGCGUUUUUGAGUUGAAGACGGUUACAUACGGCACAUCAUGUGCGCCGUUUUGUGCGACCGCUUGCUUGAGACAGCUCGCCCUCGACGAAGAGAAGGAUUACCCACUUGGAGCGCGGGUGGUGAAGCAAGAUGUUUAUAUGGAUGACGCAAUCACCGGAGCUGACAGUCUAGAAGAAGCAUUGAAGUGCCAAUCGCAGCUCAUCGAACUACUGAAGCGAGGGGGUUUAGAACUCCACAAGUGGUGCGCAAAUACCCCUGAAUUGCUGCAACGCAUUCCGGAGCAUGCCAGGGAGCAGCAAGUUAACAUCGAAGAACGAGCAUUCAACGACGUGAUAAAGACCCUAGGACUGUUGUGGGAUCCAUCAGCUGACGUGUUCCUGUUUCGAAUGCAGCCAAACGACGAGUCACUAGAAGUCUACACAAAGCGACUUGUUUUAUCUGAGACGGCGAAGAUAUUUGAUCCCCUCGGUUUACUGGAGCCGGUCACAGUGCUAGCGAAGCUCUUCAUUCAGCAGCUGUGGUCGCAAGAGCUGAGUUGGGACGAACCUCUAUCCAUCGAGCUGAAUUCAACGUGGCGACGAUUCAAGGAACAGUUGCAGGAGAUAAACGAAAUUCGGAUUCCGCGCAGAGUGGUAGCAGACGAUGCCGCAUCCUUCGAGGUACACGGGUUUUCAGAUGCUAGUCAAAAGGCUUAUGUAGCCUGUGUGUAUCUACGGAGCUUGAAGAGUGACGGUACCUCUGAGAUGCACUUGCUUAGCAGUAAAACUCGUGUCACACCACUUCCCAGCAAGCCAGGGAGUAAGAAGCCAAGAAGACCGUACACCAUACCGAGAGCUGAACUGUGCGGCGCUCUUCUGCUAUCGAAGCUGGUCACAAGUGUACUGAAAGCCAUGGACAUGGCGAUCGACAAGGUGGUUUUGUGGUGUGAUUCGCAAAUCGUCUUAUGUUGGCUCAACAAGUCAGCAGCUAGUCUCGAAAUCUUUGUUGGUAGCCGAGUUCGAGAGAUCAAUCAACUAACACAUGACUUCGAGUGGCGGUACAUCUCUUCCAACGAUAAUCCCGCUGAUUUGGCUUCCAGGGGAGUCACUCCGUCGGAUCUACAGUACUCAAACCUCUGGUGGCACGGUCCUGCCAUGCUGCUGCAGAACGACAACCUUUACGUACCUCCCGAAUCACGUACGUUCAGCGACGAGCAACUAGAAAUCGAUGAUAACACUUACUGUCAAGUGGUUGUGCGCUUCAAUCCGUGUGAACUACUAACAAGAUACAGUAACUUUAGAAAACUUCAGCGAGUGGUAGCCCAUCUGUAUCGAUUCGUCAACAACUGCCGCAAGAAGAAGACCGAGCGAACAUCUGGCUCGCUUUCCAUCCUGGAGCUACGUAGCGCGACAUUGAAGAUCAUUUGGAAUGUGCAGCGGGAAGCAUUUGCCGAUGAGUUGCACAUGUUGCAGCACAACAAGACGAAAAAGAGCAAGUUUCUGCAACUAGCGCCGUUUUUGGACUCGGACGGGUUGCUGCGAGUCGGCGGCCGUCUGAAGCAUACGAAGCUACCGUUUCAUCGAAAGCAUCAGCUGCUAUUGCCGCCUGGACACCACGUCACACGAAUUUUGAUCGAGUCACUACAUAAGGAACACCUCCACGUGGGCCAACAAGGACUACUUGCCAUGGUUCGGCAACGAUACUGGGCGAUAAGAGGUCCCAUUUACAUAAAACAAGGUCGACGGCAAGCACGUGUCAAGGCAUACAUUGCUGUCUUUAUUUGUAUGAGUACGAAGGCCAUACAUUUGGAGGUAGCCUCCGAUCUAACUACCGAAGCAUUCCUGGCAACUUUGCAGCGAUUCGUCGGUAGGAGAGGGACACCAGAAGAGCUCCAUUCGGACAAUGCUACAAACUUUUGCGGAGCGCAGUCCGAAUUAACAGAGCUGUACGAACUAUUCAAGCAACAGCAGACCGCCACCAAGAUCAAUGCGUUUUGUGAUGCGAAGGAGAUACAAUGGUCUUUCAUCCCGCCUCGCUCUCCUAAUUUCGGCGGUAUAUGGGAGGCUGGGGUGAAGGCGGCCAAGUCAUUGCUGAAGAAGGUGUUGUGCGAAACUUCCUUGUCCUACGAGGAGCUUACAACAGUAGUCGUCCAAAUAGAGGCCAUCCUCAAUUCACGGCCGAUGACACAGUUGACGUGCGACCCAAACGAUUUAACGGCGCUGACUCCAGCUCACUUUUUGGUGAGUCGCGAACUCACGGCGUAUCCGGAACCGAGUUACGAAGAAGUUAAGGUGUCGCGGUUGUCACGUUGA
Molecule: messenger RNA, 3795 nt
Organism: Aedes albopictus (Asian tiger mosquito)
Lineage: Eukaryota; Metazoa; Arthropoda; Insecta; Diptera; Culicidae
Exons: 2
Coding region: 1-3795 (1264 amino acids)
Biological process (GO): DNA integration
Molecular function (GO): nucleic acid binding
Source: RefSeq, a predicted model, not a curated record